CACCCAUGUUUCUCUGUUACUGUAUUUGAUUCCUGAAGUUGAACCAUGUCAAGAAAUCAAAUCUAAGCUAACGUGAGAUUAGAGGAAUGUGUGGUAAUGGCGAUUACCAAAUUGAAUUUACGUGUCAAUUCUAGUAACAAAUUUGCAAAUGAAUGGCAAGAAUUUCAACACGAGAACUCUUUAGAUUUAGAUCUUUACUACCCUCCACCAAACUUUACCACUUCUCUUCAUUGUCUUCUUCUUCUGAUUAUAGUGAAGAUAGAACGCUUUCUCUCUUUAAAGCGUGUCAAAACAUAAAACAACUCUUUCAAAUCCAAUCUCAUUUGAUCACUUCUGGUCUUUUUUUCAACGGGCCAUUUUGGACAAUCAGGGUUCUAAAACAUUCUUCGGAUUUUGGAAAUCUAGAUUACACUAUUUGGGUUUUUAAAUGCAUUGACAAUCCUGGUACAUUUGGUGUUAAUGCUGUUAUUAAAGCAUACUCGAAUAGUAUUUUUCCUAACCAAGCGUUUUUUUAUUUUAAUAUGAUUGAGAAUGGGUUUAUACCAAAUAGUUAUAGCUUUGUUCCUCUUUUGGGCUCCUGUUCGAAGAUGGGAUGUAGUGGAAGAGGGGAAAUGUGUCAUGGUUUGGCUGCGAGUGUGAAGAAUGGGGUUGAUUUUGUAUUGCCAGUGCAGAACUGUUUGAUUCAUAUGUAUGGUUGUUUUGGAGUUAUAGAUUAUGCUGCGAAGGUUUUUGCUGAAAUGUCUCAGAGGGACUUGAUUUCGUGGAAUUCACUAGUUGAUGGGUGUGUGAGAGUGGGAAAUUUGCGGGCUGCGCAUCAACUGUUUGAUGCAAUGACUGAAAGAAAUGUGGUUUCUUGGAAUAUCAUGAUUGGUGGUUAUUCAAAGAGUGGAAACCCCGGCUGCUCUUUGAAGUUGUUUAGGGAAAUGGUUAAGACUGGGUUUCGAGGAAGUGAUACAACAAUGGUGAGUGUGCUCACUGCUUGUGGUAAGUCAGCAAGAUUGAAGGAAGGAAGUUCGGUUCAUGGGUUUAUCAUCAGGGCUUCAGAAAAAUCUAAUGUAAUUCUCGAUACAUCGCUGAUAGAUAUGUAUAGUAAAUGCUGUAAGGUAGAGGUAGCGCAAAGAGUGUUUGAUAAUAUGGAAAUUAGGAAUUUAGUUUGCUGGAAUGCAAUGAUUUUGGGCAACGGAAAACCAGAAGCUGGACUUAAAUUAUUUAUGGCAUUGGUGGAUCAGACUGGAGCAGAAGGAAAGAGCAUUUCUCCAGAUGAAAUCACUUUCAUUGGUGUUCUGUGUGCUUGUGCGCGAGCAGAACUGUUGACAGAAGGAAGAAGUUGCUUCAAUCAGAUGAUUGAUUUGUAUAAGAUAAAGCCAAAUUUUGCACAUUUUUGGUGCCUCGCUAACCUUUACGCUGGUGCAGGGCUUAUAGAAAAAGCUGAGGAAAUGAUAGGGAAGAUGCCUGAAGACAAGGAAUUGCCAUCAGAAUCAUUGGUGUGGGUCAACAUACUCAGUUCAUGUUGUUUCCAAGGAGAUGUGGCUUUAGGGAAAAGAAUAGCAAAAUAUUUGAUAGACAUGGAUCCUCAUGAUUUCUCUUACUAUCGGUUGCUACUGAAUAUCUAUGAUGUGGCAGGUCGGAGGGAGGAAGUUGCUAUGGUAAAAGAGCAAAUGAAAGAAAGAAGGAUGGGAAGAAUACCCGGAUGUGGUCUUGUAGACUUGAAAGAAAUUUUUCACAAGUUAAAAUUGGGAUGUUUUAAGGAGAGGAAAGGAAGGGAAGGUCAACAUGCAGAAAUCAAGCUUGGUGACUGAUAUUUCAGAGCAGCAGCUACUGCCUGAGAAAGAGAUUGGAAGUUAGCAUCAAAACCAAUUUUGGUGAGGAUAUAGGAUACAGUACUGAACAGUGUCACUGUUGUCUCUACACGUUUCAUUACAGAGUGAUCUCUAGGGAGAAUGAUUAUACAGAAAGAUGCCAGUGUCUUCUAAAAGUUCUGAAUAAGAUUUACAAUUUUGAUGGGGCUAAUGAGUGUAGUUGAUGCCCAGCCGAGUGUACUCAACAUUAUUUGAAGAGUUUUGGCAAUUAUCAGUCGCUUGUGUUAUACAAGAUGUGAGCAUAAUGAGGGAAAACAGGCCUCGCGUUCAGCUUUUCACAACAUGUAUCCGCAAGUUGUAGAAGGGAUUCCAGUUUUUUGACAUGAUGGUAUCUGAUUCUAAGUCAAUUUUUUCUCGCUAAUUUCAUCUUGUUGUAGAUUAAAUUUAUUCUUAAUUUGAUAAUAAUUCGGUCCUGUUUGAUAUGGACAUGGAAACAAUGUCAUUUUUUCAAUGUAGUUAUCGCUAUGGACAGAAGUAAAACUGUAGGCUGUU
Pistacia vera is the source of this 2351-nucleotide messenger RNA. RefSeq names its product pentatricopeptide repeat-containing protein At3g51320. Lineage: Eukaryota; Viridiplantae; Streptophyta; Magnoliopsida; Sapindales; Anacardiaceae. Gene Ontology annotation, biological process: RNA modification. Gene Ontology annotation, molecular function: protein binding; RNA binding. The record is from RefSeq and is a predicted model, not a curated record.